AAGUUGCAGAAUCAAAAAGAGAUGAGGAAUCAAACCAUGGUGACAGAAUUUCUCCUGCUGGGUCUUUCCAGUAGCCCCAAGAUGCAUUUAAUCCUCUUUGGGAUCUUCACUGUAAUCUACAGCAUCACUCUAGCAGGCAACCUGACCAUCCUGACACUCAUCUGGCUGGACACUCAACUCCAUACGCCCAUGUAUUUCUUCUUGAGCCACCUCUCCUUUGUGGACAUCUGGUACACCACCAGCACGGUCCCUCAGAUGCUGGCCAACCUCUGGAACCCAAGGAAGACCAUCUCAUUUGCUGGUUGUGGGGCUCAGAUCUACCUUUUCCUGGCCUUGGGCAUCACCGAAUGUGUCCUUCUGGCAGUAAUGGCAUAUGAUAGGUUCAUAGCAAUAUGUCACCCUCUACGCUACACAGUCAUUAUGAACCGCAGAGUUUGUGUCCUUUUAGCAGCAUCAGCUUGGAUUUCAGGGUUUCUUCUUGCCAUGGUCCAUACAGUCCAGACGUUGAAGAUGCCUUAUUGUGGCCCCAAUGUGAUUAACCACUUCUAUUGUGAUAUCCUGGCUCUAUUAAAACUGGUCUGUGCGGAUACACACCUCAAUGAAAUCAUUGUGUUUGUGGUUGGGGUCCUCAUCCUCCUGUGCCCCUUCUCAUUCAUCCUGACCACCUAUGCCCGCAUCCUAGCAGCCAUCUUGAAGAUCCAAUCUUCCCAGGGCAAACGCAAAGCUUUCUCUACAUGCACCUCCCAUAUAAUUGUGGUGGCCAUGUUCUAUGGCAGUGCUAUGUUCAUGUACAUGAGACCUGGGUCAAGCCACUCACCAGAACAUGACAAAAUGGUCUCCUUGUUUUAUAGUGUCAUCACUCCUAUGUUCAACCCCAUGAUAUACAGUCUAAAGAAUAAGGAUGUAAAAGGGGCAUUCUUGAAAAUAGCACAGAGGGAGCGAUCUAAGCAAUGUUUUCUUCCUUAUCAACUUUACAUUAUUUUAUUUCUUUACCAACAUAAAAUAUGUCAGCACGAAGUCCUUCAGGUGCGCUGGUGGCUUCCUGGGGCGGGUCGAGCAGCGAGGUUCUGGGGUGGCUAUCGUUUCUGCCUCGGGGGCUCUUGGAGCCGAGUGUACCAGGCCCGGCGAGGGGUCUGGUAUAGCCGGGGUGGCCGGUACCCCGACCCGAGGGCUCUCAGGUUCAGUCCGGGAUGGCGGCUGUGGGUCAGGUUCCGGAAGUGGGGCCGAUGGAGAAGGCUCCGGGUCCUCAUCCCCAUUCAGAUCCUCUGGGUCCAGCAGUAG
Molecule: messenger RNA, 1281 nt
Organism: Gekko japonicus
Lineage: Eukaryota; Metazoa; Chordata; Lepidosauria; Squamata; Gekkonidae
Product: olfactory receptor 2A12-like
Exons: 4
Coding region: 22-1281 (419 amino acids)
Biological process (GO): G protein-coupled receptor signaling pathway
Cellular component (GO): membrane
Molecular function (GO): olfactory receptor activity; G protein-coupled receptor activity
Source: RefSeq, a predicted model, not a curated record